This is a messenger RNA of Zychaea mexicana, 2571 nucleotides long. Its product is annotated as P-loop containing nucleoside triphosphate hydrolase protein. NCBI's taxonomy places the organism in Eukaryota, Fungi, Mucoromycota, Mucoromycetes, Mucorales, Lichtheimiaceae. The transcript has 12 exons. Gene Ontology annotation, biological process: microtubule-based movement. Gene Ontology annotation, molecular function: ATP binding; plus-end-directed microtubule motor activity; microtubule binding. The record is from RefSeq and is a predicted model, not a curated record. The coding region runs from base 48 to 2246 and encodes 732 amino acids.
CCUCUUUGUUCUUGUAUAACCUACCGAUUCUUUUUUUUUAAAAAUCAAUGCUUAACGACAGUACUCGAAUAGGCAUGAACAACAGCAACACCAGGCGAUCUUCAGGUUCGCUUAAUCGACGCUCGUCAGAAAAGCCAAGGAUCGUUAAAAAGCCUGUGGAAGAAAAAGGAACCAACAUUCAAGUUGUUCUGCGAUGCCGAGGACGUAACGAACAAGAAAUUGCUGCCAAUUCACCCGUCAUAUUAGAAGCCAAGCGUCGUCGCGAUGUUGUGUUGAGAAACACUGGCAAAGACAAAGAUUAUUCCUUCGAUCGUGUAUUUGGACCUGAAUCAACCCAAGAAGAGAUUUACGGUGAAGUAGCGCAACCCAUUCUUGAUGAAGUGCUCAUGGGAUACAACUGUACGAUCUUUGCAUACGGUCAAACUGGCACGGGAAAAACAUAUACCAUGGAAGGCGAACUCGAAGAAAGACAUGGACGAUUGACGCCACGUGCGGGUAUCAUUCCUCGCGCCAUCUAUAAACUAUUCGAAACGCUCGAUGCACAACACGCAGAAUAUUCAGUCAAAGUCUCAUUGAUCGAACUCUAUAACGAAGAAUUACGAGACUUACUCAACAAUGACGAUACGCGGACGCUACGGAUUUUUGAGGAUCAAAGUGGAUCAGGCGUAAUUGUUCAAGGCAUGGAAGAAUCCAUCAUAUCAAGUGCAGCAGAGGCAUUGACUAUUAUGCAAGAAGGCAGCAAAAACCGAAGCAUCGCUUUUACAAAAUGCAAUGAAAAAUCGAGUCGUUCCCAUUGUAUCUUCACGCUAACUGUUCAUAUCAAAGAAAUAAUACCUGGCGGUGAAGAAGUACUCAAGGUGGGAAAGCUGAACUUGGUGGAUCUGGCUGGUUCGGAAAACAUCAAUCGAUCAGGCGCUGAGCAUGCACGAGCAAGAGAGGCUGGUAUGAUAAACCAAAGUUUGCUGACUCUCGGUCGUGUCAUCAAUCAUCUUGUCGAUCAUUCGCAGCAUAUUCCGUACAGAGAGAGCAAGUUGACAAGAUUACUAAAAGAUUCUCUUGGUGGACGAACAAAAACAUGUCUAAUAGCGACAAUUUCAGUAUGCAAGAUGAAUCAGGAGGAAAUCAUCAGCACGCUGGAUUAUGCUAAAAGAGCAAAGAAUAUCCGAAAUCGACCCGAGGCGAACCAGCGCAUGUAUCCCAAAGUUCUUCUCCGUGAAUAUGAACAGACGAUCGAGCGACUCAAAGCUGACUUACAGGCAUCACGAGAACAAAAGGGCGUCUAUUUAUCACAACAAACAUACAGCAUGCUUACCGACGAGAAUCAAAGCAGCAAAGACCGCGUGGUGGAGCUGACCAGAGAUAUUGAUGGGUUACGGGACUCACUACGUGAAAGAACCAAAGAGCUUGAUGAAAAAGCAGACUUAUUGUUUGGAAAGGAAUCCGAACUUGCGCAAGUACAAAAUAAUCUAAAGACGCUGGAUCGGAAAUUAGGUGAAAGCAUCGCAGAGUUCACUGAGCGGAUGGAACAGUAUACGAACCACACAGAAAAAUCAAUCGAUGGCAUUAUACAGUCUUUGGAACAAAACUCGGAUGUGAUGCAAGCACUGGUUCGAGAGGGUGUUCGCGCCCAGAACGAAUUCUCAGAUAAAAUGGAAAAAAUUCGAAGCAAGUUACGAGACCAGGCGCAACAAAAGAAGGAAUGUGCUGAGAAAGAAGUAACCAACUUCUUCAGCUCUUUUGAAAAAGAAUUGGAAGGACUCGUUGGAAAUAUCCGUACGAUCGAAGACCACUUUACCCGAACAUACAAACAACAUGUGGAAGACGAACGACAACAUAUAGAAACACAAAACACGUCAGUAACGAAAAUCCGUGAUACAACGAUAACAAGCAUGUCCGACGAGAAACAACGCGUAAAAAAGCACUACUCGAUGGUGCAGAAUUUUAUAUCCAAUGAACGAGGAAAGGAAAAGGAUGCAGAAGCGGGUUUGAUGAUCUCAAUCAACAAAAUAGUAUCAGAAUGGAGAAAGCAAAGAGCUCAACGACUCGAAAGCUCCUUAAGAGACUUACAAAGCUCCUUCAAGGACAAUGCGCAUGAUAUCCUUUUUAUUGUUAUCAUCAUCCCCUCGAUAUAUAACUAUCUCACUAACGACAUUAUGCAUACGUACAAAAUCUUAAUCCUUAACUUACUGCUUUGUUUUUCUCUUAUCCACCUCUCGAAAGUUUCCAGGACGACUUUAAUUCAAUGAUCGAGUUAACGAUUCAGAAAAACACCAACCGAUUAACGGAUGUAAAGGCCGCUCAAGAUGAUAUUUAUCGCCAACAAAAUAUGUUUGAGGAUAUAAACACCAAUAUCUCUACAUUAAGGCAACAAGGCGAAUCUCACCACAGUCAAGUACUGGAGGGUCUCACUGCUGGCCAGUCGAUGGUUACAUCUACUUGCGAUGAAAUAAGCCAAGCACGGUCAUUAUCAAGGAAAAGACCUCUCCUAGAUGAUUGCACAAAUGUGUCAAAAUCAUCAAAACAACCGAAAACUACCGACUUGUAAAUAAUAAUAAAAACCUCCAUCCAAAC